GCGCAUUAUGGAAUACGAUUUUUUUUUCUUUCCGAACUUCUCUCGGAGUGAUGCGUGUUUCAUAGUACACCUGUGCGGUGAAGGAGCGGCGUAAAUAGCUCACCCCUGACGCGCUAAAUUUCAGUGCUCCGCGCUCUACUCCUUCUAUCAGGCGGAGGUGGAUGAGGAACUGAAGCUGAAACACUGUUUACUUUCCCAAAGCCACACAGGGAAUCCUCAGCUGAGCUGGGAUUCAGAGGAGGAGAAAAGUUACUAGGCCGAUUACCUCAUCGCAGACAGCUCCUUAACCUCCCAACUCAUCCCCCUGCACUUGUUGGUAUACAGGAGCAUCUUAUCACUAAACUGGGAACAUCUGAUUGAUUGAGAAAGCAAUGGCAAGUACAGAACCGGCCCCUGAGAAGACACUGGCUCCAGAAGAAUGGCAAGAGAGCAAGAAGCCCAGCCAGGGGUCAGUCACUGGCGAAGGGAAGGGCCACAGUUUGUCUGUCAGGAGCGGAGAAAAGGAGAGCAGGUCCAAGGGGGAAGGAGAGGAGCUGAAAGAGAACCUGCCCCCACCCAGCCAACUAGGAUCAGCCAACAGGAACGUCCCUUGGGCCUGCCCGGACGGCACAUUUACCAAACUGGUUCUGGAGAGCGGCACAGGUUUAGAUAAGCCUAAAGAAGGUUCCUUCUGUCAGGUCUUCAUCAAGGCUGAGCCAGGAGGACCACUGACUUACCCGUCCCACAAAUGGGCUGAGGUGGAGCUGGGUGGGGGUGACGCAGAGUGGGAUGGGAUCAUUGACCGUUGCCUGGAGACAAUGUUGGCCGGGGAGCUGGCUGAGGUAAGAUUGACGGGUGGAGGCAGCAUGACCGUCCAAUUGGCCAGUUUCACGGCCGCCAAGGACUCCUGGGAGAUGAGCGCCAGCGAGAAGUGGAACUUGGUUAUUGGCAACAAAGAGCAUGGCAGCGAACUAUACCGGGCUGGAGAUACUGGUGCGGCUGCAAAGCGCUACGCCAGAGCCAUGCGGCUGCUGGUGGUGGCAGCCCCUCCCCCAGACUAUGACCAAAUUAAAGCUGAGCUCCAUGCCAACCUGGCUGCCUGCCAACUGAGGUUGCGCCAGCCAGCCAACGCCGCCAGCAACUGCACCAAGGCGCUCGCCCUGCAGCCAGCCAACACCAAGGCGCUCUUUCGACGGGGCUUAGCUUUCGAUGCCAUGAACGACCUGGAGGGGGCGGCCAAAGAUCUGAAGGGUGUUUUGCAGGUGGAGCCAGGGAACCGAGCAGCCCGGAGGGAGCUGGAAAGGGUGAAAGAGCGCAUAAUGGCACGGGAUGCAAAAUUGGCCCGCGCCAUGCAGAAAAUGUUUGCCUGAAUAAAAGAACGAAGCGAU
This is a messenger RNA of Rhineura floridana, 1367 nucleotides long. It is a transcript of the gene FKBPL, whose product is annotated as FKBP prolyl isomerase like. Gene Ontology annotation, molecular function: protein binding. NCBI's taxonomy places the organism in Eukaryota, Metazoa, Chordata, Lepidosauria, Squamata, Rhineuridae. The transcript is spliced from 3 exons. The coding region runs from base 372 to 1349 and encodes 325 amino acids. The record is from RefSeq and is a predicted model, not a curated record.